This is a messenger RNA of Podarcis muralis (Common wall lizard), 2815 nucleotides long. RefSeq names its product anoctamin 10 (gene ANO10). The record is from RefSeq and is a predicted model, not a curated record. Gene Ontology annotation, biological process: chloride transmembrane transport. NCBI's taxonomy places the organism in Eukaryota, Metazoa, Chordata, Lepidosauria, Squamata, Lacertidae. Gene Ontology annotation, cellular component: plasma membrane. Gene Ontology annotation, molecular function: chloride channel activity.
UGGGGGCGGGCCCAGUGACACGCCGCCCCGUCCUCGUGGCCUGAUCGGCUCCUCCCGUUGGCGGCUGUCCCCGCCUGUCUCCUCCUUCGCGGAGAGAAGAGGCCGCGGUUAUCCAAAAGAUGAAGAUAAGCUGGUCAGCGUAUGACACAUUUGAGGCGAAUUUCAAACCACUUGUGGUAGUUGAGCUUGCAAAAGACACCAAAGAUGAAACGAAAGAAUGGCUGACACAAAAGAUAAUAGAAAAGAAGAAAAAUGGAGGAGCCCAGCUUUUGGUGAAACCCUUGAUGGCAGAUGGGAAGAAAAUAGAAGGGAACCAGAAUAUUUAUCUUGUUGGAGCAUCUCACCUGAGGCUGCUUCUGGGAGCUGAAACAGUGGGGUUGGUGAAAGAAUGUAAUGAUAACACAAUGAGAGCCUUUACAUAUACCGCUAGAAAAACCUUCAAAGAUUUUGCAGAGGACAAUCAUGAUUUCCUUACAAUGGCAGAGUGUCAGUACAUCAUCAAACAUGAACUUGAAAACCUGAGAGCCAAAGAUGAAAAAAUGAUCCCAGGUUAUCCUCAGGCAAAGCUUUAUCCGGGAAAGUCAAUUAUGCGAAGGCUAAUAUCCAAUGGUAUUCUACUUCAGAUUUUUCCACUUCAUGACCCAGAAGAACUAAAGAAACUUGGACAUACCUGGUACAAAAAAUUGAAAAUUAGCUACCAGCCUUUAGAUGACAUUCGCUGCUAUUUUGGCGAAACCAUUGCUUUCUAUUUUGCCUUUUUGGAGUACAUCACAUUUGCUUUGGUUCCAAUGGCUAUCAUUGGGAUUCCUUACUAUAUCUUUGAUUGGGAAGAUUAUGACAAGUAUGUGCUGUUUGCAGGAUUCAACCUGGUUUGGUCUGCUAUUCUCCUUGAACUCUGGAAGCGGUGUUGUGCUCUCAUGGCCUACAGGUGGGGGACACUUGUGAUGAAGCGACAGUUUGAGGAGCCCAGGCCAGGGUUUCAUGGAGUUUUAGGCAUUAAUCCCGUGACGGGGAGAGAGGAGCCGGUAUACUCUAGCUUCAAAAGACAGUUACGAAUUUAUUUGGUCUCCUUACCAUUUGUGUGCCUUUGCCUCUACUUCUCACUUUAUGUCAUGAUGGUUUACUUUGAAUUGGAAUACCAGGCGCAUUUAUAUCAUGAAGAGAACCAAUCGGAAUUAAGCAGCUUAAUAUUAUAUGUGCCCAGCAUAAUUUAUGCUGUUGUGAUUGAAGUUCUGAACCGCAUCUAUAGAUACGCUGCAGAGUUUUUAACCUCAUGGGAAAACCAUAGAUUGGAGUCUUCAUACCAGAAUCACUUAGUUCUGAAAGUCCUGGUGUUCAACUUUUUAAAUUGCUUUGCAUCGUUAUUCUACAUUGCUUUUGUCAUGUUUGAUAUGAAACUUUUGAGACAGAGCUUGGCAACUUUGCUGAUAACUUCCCAAGUCCUUAAUCAAUGUGUAGAAGCUGUGCUGCCUUAUUGGCUCCAAAAGAGGCGGACCAAGAGUGUGAAGAAAAAGGUGAAAGCUUUGGAUAUAGAUACCGACCUGACUUUGCUUGAGCAAGUUAAUCUGGAAAAAGGGAUGGAUACCUAUCCGGGUACUUUUGAUGAUUAUUUGGAGUUGUUCUUGCAGUUUGGCUAUGUGAGCCUUUUUUCAUGCGUCUACCCUUUGGCAGCUGUUUUUGCAGUGCUCAACAACAUCACAGAGAUGUAUUCUGAUGCCUUAAAAAUGUGCAGGAUCUUUAAACGCCCAUUUUCAGAGCCUGCUGCAAAUAUUGGUGUAUGGCAGUUGGCUUUUCAAACUAUGACUGUCAUAUCAGUGGUUACCAAUUGUGUCCUUAUUGGCAUGUCACCUCAAGUGAAUGGACUUUUCCCAGAAUCAAAAAUCGAGCUUAUCCUAAUUGUAGUGUUGGCAGAGCAUUUAGCACUAGCUGUGAAAUUUCUUAUGGCAUACGCGAUUGCUGAUAAACCACGAGACAUCCAGAUAAAAUUGGCAAGGCUUGAAUUUGAAUCUCUGGAGGCACUCAAACAGCAGCAAAUGAAGUUGGUGGCAGAGUCCCUGAAAGAAAAAGCAAACUAGGAUGCUAAACAGAGCAGCUGUGGAAAGAUAAAGACUACACGAGAAUUAACAGCCAGGCAUGCAUGGUAUUUGUACUACGUUCUAGCACUCCGUAAUAUAGCAUUACCUAUCCUUAUUCACCACUAAAAGUCUCAUUGAAAGAAUAUGAUUAUUUAUUUCCCCCCUCCGCAUACGCUGCCUGUGCCAGCUCUGGUUUACCAUCUAAAUAGCACCAAUGUGAGGCAGCAAUACUUAAUGCACAGCUUCAUAUCCCCCAAAGCAGUUGAGCAAUUGCAUCCUUCUGCUAGAAUAUCUAGUCAUCAUUAUUUUCUGUAAGCGGCUUAUUAGAUGGUUCCCAGCAUUUAUGAAGGAAUUAAUCCAAGUCUUGUUUACUGUAAAAUGUGAUGUACAAAUCUGUCCUAUAGGACCAAUCCAGCCCAAGGUUUUGGAUCUUUUUCAAGAAAAAAAAAUGUGUACUGUAAAAUGUAUGAGACUGAGUAUUACAAUAUUUUAAGCUUAAAACCUGUGCCUUGUCAAGUUAUUAAUUUUAAGGAGCUGGGCAGGGAAGAAUUCAGCAUGCAGCGAAGCUCACUCAACGUGAUGCAUCCUCACUGAGAUGUACAAAUUUAACCCUGCUUGUAUAUUCUUUCUGCUCAUCAUUCACUUCCAUUUUGCCGGGUCAUGAGAUAUAGGCUGUAUUAUACAAUGGUUUUAUCUGACCAGCAGGAGAGCCAUUAAAAAUAUCUAAUCAUUGUGCAUCU